CUCGGGCGGGGUCACUGGCCAGGAGGCCCCGCCUUCCGCCAGAAAGCCCCAGGCCCGCAGGCCCCGCCCAUGGGUCUGCAGGCCGGAUCCCCGGGUUCCUAGGCUGGGACUGCCUCUCAACCACCUCUGUCAUUUUCAAUAAGAAGAAAUAACUCUACAUUCAAAUUUGAGCAGGGCAUUUGGUGACCCACUUAGACAUGACAUUCCUUGGCCUCCCUUUCAGCCAGAUGAGAAAACUGAGGCACAGAGAGGUGAAAUAAAUUAGAACAGAACAAUAUCAAAUAACUAACUUCACCCCCAACCAUAGUCCUUGCUGUUGGCAUUUACUCAACUAGUCCUGUUUGACACACUUUAUAAGGUGCUGCAAGGCAGAUGAUUUUUCACCUUCUACCGUAAUGUGGAACAGAUAUUUUGUCUUCUAUCUCCUGCUUUUGUCAGCGUUUACUAGUCAAACAGUAUCUGGACAAAGAAAGAAAGGACCAAAGCCAAAUUUGCUUGCAAGGAAAAGUGAUGUCCAGGACUCCAUUUGUUUCAUAGAUAUUGUCUUCAUCGUGGACAGCUCUGAAAGUUCUAAAAUUGUCCUCUUUGAUAAACAGAAAGAUUUUGUGGAUGGCUUGAGUGACAAGAUUUUCCGAUUGACUCCUCGUCGCUCUGUGGAAUAUGACAUAAAACUGGCAGCCCUUCAGUUUAGCAGCUCUGUCCAAAUUGAUCCACCUUUUUCUUCUUGGAAGGACCUGCAGACAUUUAAGCAGAAGGUCAAGUCUAUGAAUUUAAUUGGGCAAGGUACUUUCUCUUAUUAUGCCAUCUCCAAUGCCACUAAGCUACUUAAAAGAGAAGGGCGAAAGGGUAGUGUGAAAGUGGCUUUGCUGAUGACUGAUGGCAUCGACCAUCCAAAGAAUCCAGAUGUUCAAAGUAUUUCUGAUGAUGCGAGAAUUUCAGGAAUAUCAUUUAUCACUAUUGGACUUUCUACUGUAGUCAAUGAAGCCAAACUUCGUUUGAUCUCUGGGGAUUCAUCCAAUGAACCUAUUUUACUGCUGAGUGAUCCAACCCUAGUGGAUAAAAUUCAAGACCACCUGGAAACCUUAUUUGAAAAGAAGUGUGAACGCAAGAUUUGUGAAUGCGAGAAAGGAGAUCCAGGUGAUCCAGGGAAUCCUGGUACACAUGGAAACCCAGGUAUCAAAGGUGAGCGAGGACCAAAAGGAAACCCGGGCGAUGCUCAAAAAGGAGAAGCUGGAGAAAGAGGUCCAGGGGGAAUUCCUGGGUACAAAGGUGACAAGGGUGAACGUGGGGAAUGUGGUAAACCAGGAAUAAAAGGUGACAAAGGAUCCCCAGGGCCAUAUGGAGCAAAGGGACCUAGAGGAAUUCAGGGAAUUAGUGGACCUCCAGGAGAUCCAGGCCCAAAAGGGUUUCAAGGCAAUAAGGGUGAGCCAGGUCCUCCUGGUCCUUAUGGUUCUCCAGGAAUUCCUGGAAUUGGACAGCAAGGUAUUAAGGGAGAAAGAGGCCAAGAAGGAAGACCAGGAGCUCCAGGACCCAUUGGAGUUGGUGAGCCUGGACAGCCAGGUCCCCGUGGUCCAGAGGGAGUACCAGGAGAGAGGGGCUUACCCGGAGAAGGAUUUCCAGGACCAAAGGGUGAAAAAGGUUCUGAAGGACCAACUGGCCCACAGGGACUACAAGGCCUGUCAAUCAAAGGGGACAAGGGGGAUUUGGGACCUGUGGGACCCCAAGGACCAAUGGGCAUCCCUGGAAUCGGGAGUCAAGGAGAACAGGGAAUCCAAGGUCCUAUUGGUCCACCUGGUCCACAAGGGCCCCCAGGACAAGGCUUACCUGGUUCUAAGGGAGAAUUAGGCCAAAUGGGACCUACAGGCCCUCGAGGACCAGUGGGAAUUGGAGUACAAGGUCCAAAGGGGGAGCCAGGCUUAAUAGGGCUCCCAGGACAACCAGGAGUACCAGGAGAAGAUGGAGCUGCAGGGAAGAAGGGAGAAGCGGGGCUUCCGGGAGCAAGAGGCCCAGAAGGACCACCUGGAAAAGGGCUGCCUGGCCCCAAGGGUGAUGAAGGCAAGAAAGGGAGCAAAGGAAAUCAAGGACAGAGGGGACUUCCAGGGCCCGAAGGAGCAAAGGGUGAACCGGGCAUUAUGGGCCCCUUUGGAAUGCCUGGAACAUCAAUUCCUGGACCACCUGGGCCAAAGGGAGAGAGAGGAGGACCUGGGAUGCCUGGAUUUAAAGGAGAACCUGGACUUUCUAUUCGAGGACCAAAGGGUGUUCAAGGCCCUCAGGGACCAGUAGGUGCUCCAGGACUCAAAGGUGAUGGCUAUCCUGGUGUGCCUGGACCUCGAGGAUCACCAGGACCCCCUGGGCCGAUGGGUUUACGUGGAGUGGGAGACACUGGAGCAAAGGGGGAGCCUGGGGUCAGAGGCCCUCCAGGUCCUUCUGGACCUCGUGGCAUAGGAACCCAAGGGCCAAAGGGUGAUACUGGGCAGAAAGGCUUGCCUGGCCCGCCUGGCCCCCGUGGCUAUGGAUCACAAGGAAUUAAAGGGGAACAAGGACCACAAGGCUUUCCAGGGCCAAAGGGCACAAUGGGCUAUGGCCUCCCAGGCCAGAAGGGAGAGCACGGAGACCAGGGUGAUGUAGGAAAGAAAGGCGAUAAAGGAGAAAUUGGAGAGCCUGGAUCUCCAGGAAUACAGGGUUUGCAAGGACCCAAAGGAGACCUAGGACUUACAAAAGAAGAAAUUAUCAAACUUAUUACAGAAAUAUGUGGUUGUGGGCCCAAAUGCAAAGAGACUCCACUAGAGCUGGUGUUUGUGAUUGACAGCUCAGAAAGCGUGGGACCAGAGAACUUCCAGAUCAUAAAAAAUUUUGUGAAGAUUAUGGCUGACCGAGUUGCUCUGGACCUUGCCACAGCCCGCAUAGGCGUAAUCAACUAUAGCCAUAAGGUGGAGAAGGUGGCUAAUUUGAAGCAGUUCUCCAGCAAGGAUGACUUCAAGUUGGCUGUGGACAACAUGCAGUAUCUGGGGGAAGGCACAUACACAGCCACUGCUCUCCAAGCAGCCAAUGACAUGUUUAAGGAUGCAAGGCCAGGUGUAAAAAAAGUGGCCUUGGUCAUCACUGAUGGGCAGACAGAUUCUCGUGAUAAAGAGAAACUGACAGAGGUGGUGAAGAAUGUCAGUGACACCAACGUGGAGAUAUUUGUAAUCGGGGUGGUGAAGAAAAAUGAUCCCAACUUUGAAAUAUUCCACAAAGAAAUGAAUCUAAUUGCUACUGACCCAGAGCAUGUUUAUCAGUUUGAUGAUUUCUUUACCCUACAAGAUACCCUGAAGCAAAAGUUGUUUCAAAAAAUUUGUGAGGAUUUUGAUUCCUAUCUUCUUCAAAUUUUUGGUUCAUCAUCACUUCAACCUGGAUUUGGGAUGUCAGGGGAAGAACUCAGUGAAUCUACUCCAGAGACUCAAAAAGAAAUUUCUGAGUCAUUGAGUGUCACCAGAGACCAGGAUGAAGAGAAUCAGGCUCCAGAGCCAACCUGGACUGAUGCUGUGCCUGCCACUACCUCAUCUGAGGCCACCAUCACCCCAAGGCCACUGCUUAGCUCCCCUGUGGUUGGGGCAGAGGAUCCUAGAUGUUUGGAAGCCUUGAAGCCUGGAAACUGUGGUGAAUAUGUGGUUCGAUGGUAUUAUGACAAACAGGUCAACUCUUGUGCCCGAUUUUGGUUCAGUGGCUGUAAUGGCUCAGGAAACAGAUUCAACAGUGAAAAGGAAUGCCAAGAAACCUGCAUUCAAGGAUGAGCAAGUAAACUGGCCUGUCUCUAUCAAAAGUCUAGAAUUCCCUAAUUUCUGCAUAUUCACCCAAUACAAAUACAGCACUAUAGUCUAGUGUAAACUGAGUAUUUCAACUUAUCAAUGUAAUUGAAUUCUCACUACAGCCCUAGGAUGUAGGUAUUAUUAACCACUACGUAGAUAAGGAAGCUGAAGCUCUGAGAAGUUUAGUAACUUGUCAACUGUCACCCACUUAAAAAGUGUGAGAGCUGAGGAUUUAGACUUAGAGGUGUGUAACUGCAAUACACAUGCUCUAUCUACUUCACAGCCUGCAAGGUGAUUCUGAUUCCUUUCAUUCCUGCUGUAUGUACUAUGUCAGCUCAUAUCCCUACCGCUGCCCCUGCCCAUACCCUUACCCACUCACCUCCCCAACCUCCUUAUGUCCCACCUAUCCCAGUAGCAAGAGGUAGGUGAUAAGAAGGACUUUAGUGUGGAAAUUAGAAAUGAUGGGAGUGUUUAUGAAGGAGUGCUGGGAUAGGAGUAGGGAUGGUGAGGGUAGUUACGUUUUUGCCUCAUUUGCCCUGAAAGCCGUAAUAGGGAAAAAUCAAUCUGAAUUAAAAUUAAAUAAAUGUUUUACAAACUGUCACUUUGUAUUUUUCCAACAUGUUUGGUAACAAAGUGUUUAAUGUAUGUUUAAACAAAGAAGCUUUUUACACCCUUCCAUUAAAAUACAUAAAUCUGGGGUUACCCUUCCAUUUUAUGGGAGUGGAAUGGGAAGGCCCUUGAAAAUCAACCACUUGAAGUUGACAUCCACUCUGGAGCAGGCUGUGUUAAAGACAGGACUCACACUGAAAGGUGAGCCACCAAAUUGAAACACGAGUAAUGGAGAGUAAUGAAGAAUUGGCUCUGUAUUUUUAUAUAAUACUUUUGCAACAUCCCGUCUGGGAAGACCAUUAGUUCUGAGCUGAGCUCAGACAGCACUUGCAUAUUUCAUCUUGCAUAUUUCUCCUUCUAUCGGGUCUACCCUCAUUCAAUUAAACAGUGUAAAAAAAUUCACUCAAGGAAGAAGGAGAUGGAAGAAUAGCCAUCUUGGCAGAAAUAAUAUAAUUUUUUUUAGUUAAUUAAAAUUGUAUUAUGUAAUGUUUGAUACUACAAAAGAAGAUAUGCAACAUACUCAUCAAUUUAAAAACACGAUAAGUUGAACACCAGUGAACACAUCACCUAGAGAAUGAAACAAACAUCACAAAUUCCAUUCAAGCUUCCUGUGUGGCCCUCCACCAUCCCAGCCCCCUGUUCCAUGCCAGGAAUAUCCCAUUUUGAACUUUUUGUUUACCAUGUCAAUGUGCUGUUGACUUUUAUAGGUAACUUUACAUGUAAAACUCCACAUAUCUCUAUGUGUCUCUAAACAAUAAAUGUUUAACCUUGUUUAUUUUAGAGCUUUA
Messenger RNA from Callithrix jacchus (white-tufted-ear marmoset), 5185 nucleotides. RefSeq names its product collagen type XXVIII alpha 1 chain (gene COL28A1). Gene Ontology annotation, cellular component: collagen type IX trimer. Gene Ontology annotation, molecular function: extracellular matrix structural constituent conferring tensile strength; serine-type endopeptidase inhibitor activity. The record is from RefSeq and is a predicted model, not a curated record. Lineage: Eukaryota; Metazoa; Chordata; Mammalia; Primates; Cebidae. Gene Ontology annotation, biological process: extracellular matrix organization.